AUGGGCAAAGUUAGCAAAUCUACUGUAAAGUUCCAAAAGAACAAACUCAAGCAAACCAUUGAACGUCGAAAGAAAAAUGCAAAACUCAAGCAACAGAUCAAACGAAGACAAGAAACCCGACUUCAUGGUCACGGUCAUAAAAAGUCUUCUUCCACUGAAACAACAUCUAUUGUGGAACAACCAGAAGAAGAAACCAAAGAAUCUCAAGUUAUUGAUAAUGUGGAUACCUAUUUUGCUAACUAUAUAUUAAACGGUGAAGAAUCAUUGGAUUUGGAAAAUGAUGAGGAGCAAGAUGUGAAUGCUCUUGAUGCUUUUGAAGCAGUACAAGAUGAAGAAGCGAUUGAAAGAGAAAUGGAACUCGACUUGGCCAAUGAAAAUAUGGAAUCAUCAUCAGACGAAGAAUCCGAUGAAGAAAUGGAACUUAGUGACGACAAUGAAAACGAUGACGACGACGACGACGACGAUGCGCAAUUGAUCACAAAGGUCAUGUUACAAUCUUGGACAAGGGAUGCAGCAAAAAAGUCACCUCAAGCAUUCAAGAAUUUAUUAUUAGGACUUCGAGCUGUUGCAUAUGAUGAUUCUACUAGCAAAAACACCUAUCGUAUUAACAGCAGCAAAGUUUACACCAAAUUGGUCAAAGUUACUGUGGCAUCAGCUUAUCCUAUCUUCAGUCAACACCUUAUUGUCAAUAAAAAAGUACGACAUCCAGCAAAAACUCGAUUUUGGACAAAACUGGAACGUGUGGUACGACUCUUUUUGAACAAUGUGGUAAGAUUCCUUCGUGAUUUGGACCAAGAUGAUAUGUUGGUGGAUAUUCUGAAUGAACUGGAACCGUGUGCAAUGUAUUUUGGAUGUUUCCCCAACUUGUGCAGAGAAUAUCUUCGUGUUCUUUUGGAUCGAUGGUCUGACUUUACACUGGCAUCCGACACUAGAUUAGUAUGUUACAAGGCGAUUCGUACAUUAGCAACUAACGCAAUAGAUGCCAACAGCAAGCAAAACUUUUUACCUCAUUGUCUCAAGGCUGUCUAUCUAGUAUAUGCAAAAAAGGCUACCAAGGUGAAUGAACAUACUUUGGUACCUCUACAACAAAUGAUGGAAGAAGCGACUGAUUUGUAUACCAUUGAUCCUAAGCUCAGUCACGAACAUGGUCAUGUCUAUAUUCGUCAACUUGCUGAUCAUUUGAAACAAGCCAAAAAGUCGAAUACAGUGGAAAGUUUCAAGACUAUCUACACUUGGCAAUAUAUUAGUUGUUUGGAUUUCUGGUCAAAUGUCAUCGCAGUUACAUGUAAUCCCGAAAUUGGUACGACUUCUCCUAUGCAAGCACUUCUCCAACCUGUGGUAGAUUUAUCCCUUCAUACUUUAAGAUUGAAUCCUACUUCUCAAUUCCUUCCUCUUCGUAUACAUAUCAUCCGAUCUCUGGUGGCAUUAAUUGAUUCUACAGGUUUCUAUAUUCCUCUGGCACCUUUUAUAUUCGAAAUAUUUGGCAAUGAAAUUUUCAAGGCAGGUGUAGAAAAUAAUGAAUCACUAGAUGAUUUUGAAUGGGAAUAUCAUCUCAAGGUACCAAAGGUUUAUCUCAACAGCAAAGUAUAUCAGAAUGCGGUCUAUCGGGCAGUUUAUGAUAAUCUUGUGGAUUAUUAUGCAUGUUUUGGAUUAUCCAUUGCUUACCCUGAAUUAGCCAUUCCUGCAAUCAGCAAGGUAAGGAGUAAAAACUAA
Molecule: messenger RNA, 1713 nt
Organism: Halteromyces radiatus
Lineage: Eukaryota; Fungi; Mucoromycota; Mucoromycetes; Mucorales; Cunninghamellaceae
Product: Noc2p family-domain-containing protein
Exons: 8
Coding region: 1-1713 (570 amino acids)
Biological process (GO): ribosomal large subunit biogenesis
Cellular component (GO): nucleolus; Noc1p-Noc2p complex; nucleoplasm
Source: RefSeq, a predicted model, not a curated record